AUGGCGGCAUUGAUGGGCGUGGAGGAGCGCGCCGAGACGCUGCGGAGCACCGCCGAGGAGCUCGUCGGCGAGGACGAGCUGCUCCCGCUGCUUCACGGCAACCCCAGCCCGGUCUGCCUCGACAGCUUCGAGCCCUCCGUCUCCGGCCGCGUGCACAUCUGGCAGGGGGUUGGGAAGGUGAUCAAUGUGAACAAGAUGGUCAGGGCCGGAUGCAGAGUGAAGAUCCUCAUAGCCGACCAGCGGACCGGACUGAAGGAUUUGAGCGAGAUCAGGGCCGCCGGUCGCCGCGCGAUCGAGGUCUGGAAAGCCCUGGGCAUGAGCUCGGACGGGAUGGACUUCCUCUGGUGCUCCGAGGAGACGAGCAGACGCGCGCACGAGUACUGGCCGCUCGUGAUGGGGAUCUCCCGGAACCACAGCGUCAGAUGGUUAGCGAGCUUGCAUGCGGAUCCGGACAAUGUGGCGGGUAACCAGCUCUUGGAGCCCAUCAUGAAGUGCGCUGACACGCUCUUCCUCGAGUUGCCAUUUCUCCCCUUUGGAGUUGCAUCAGUAAAGUCCUCCUCUUCCAUGUCAAGAAGGUGCUCUUCUUGUGUUUCGUAUCCUUGA
Molecule: messenger RNA, 603 nt
Organism: Triticum turgidum subsp. durum (durum wheat)
Lineage: Eukaryota; Viridiplantae; Streptophyta; Magnoliopsida; Poales; Poaceae
Source: the annotation of a GenBank genome assembly